GAGCCAAUCCCAGCAGCCGAGCAGCACUCGGGGAUGCUUCACCUUUUAAAUUCAGGACGUUCUCCAUAGCCGGACGGUGGCGUAAAGUGGGCGGAGUCUGAGACAGCCGGAUGCCAGAGACAGUCUGACCGACAUGAGGAAGCGGGACGAGUCUGGACGAGCCCGCCUGGACAGUCUGGUCUGUGCAGCCCUGUCCAGUCUGGUGCUGGUUCUGCUGGGACUUCUGGGGACGGCCCACGGCUGUCCCGGUGUCUGCAACUGCUACGGCAACACCACUGACUGCUCCGGUGUCGGCCUCCUCUCUCUGACACCCGUCCUGUCCCUGCUGGACCAGGACACCAUCACGCUCCGUCUCCCCCAGAACAACCUCUCCUCCCUGGGCGACACAGAGCUGUCCAACCUCAGCAGCCUGGAGCUCCUGGAUCUUUCCCAGAACCGUCUCUCCGCCCUGCAGCCGGGAGCCUUCUCGGGCCUCGGCGGCCUGCGCUGGCUCAACCUCUCCGCCAACUACCUGGGGAUCCGCCUGGCGACCUUCGACCCCGCCAACAGCUCAGAGGCGGCGCAGGGCUCGAACGGAAGUCAAGGGAACCAACAAGGCUUAAGCAAGGAGACCUUCCAGGGGCUGUGGCGCCUCAGAGGGCUCGACCUGUCCUCCAACGGGCUGCAGUGGCUGCCGAAGGGUCUGCUGGACGGGCUGCAGGGGCUGGCCUGGCUGUCGCUGGCCGGGAACAGGCUGCGGGCCCUGGACAGAGCCACCUUCGAGCCCCUGCUGGGCCUCCAGCAGCUCCAGCUGGCCGGAAACCCCUGGGAGUGCGACUGCAAGCUGAGGGACUUCAAGCACUGGAUGGAGUGGAUGAUUUACAGGGAUGGGAAGGUGGAUGCGGUGCAGUGCAGCCUCCCGGGGGAUCUGAAGGGCAGGGACAUCCGCAGCGUGCCGGCAGAGAUGUUCAGCUACUGCCUGCAAAGCCCCACCAAGGAGGGCGCGUCGGGUUUUGGCACCCGGCCUCCCUGCCCGCCGGGCCGGGUCAGCAGCACCGAUGAAUGCGUUCGCCAACGCUACCGGCCCGUCAGCGUCCGGCGGGCGCACGGCACGCAGAUCGUGGCGGGCGUGGUUUGCGGCACGGUGUGCGUCAUGAUGGUGGUGGCGGCGACGUACGGCUGUGUCUACGCCUCGCUGAUGGCGCGCUACCAGCGGGAGAUGAAGAGCCGCGGCCAGCCUCUGAUGGCUGAGACCAGCGCCGAGGCCGACCCCGAGGACGGGCCCGUCUCCUGCCUGACCUCGCCGGACGAGCUGCCGCCCAAAGAGGCCGGCGGCAUUGUCCACGGGUAUCGAAUCAGCAGCUUCUGACCACACGGGUUUGGCUUCCGGAAAAGUUCUGGCUGCUUCUGCUCGUCUGCUCUCUUUACCGGAGAGAGAACAUGUGAAGAGAGCGAGCACUGCAGCGCUUUGGUUUCAUCUAAAGGACCGCUGAAGGGCCAGACUGAAUUCAGUGAAAGUGGAAUGCUGCAGCACUUCUUGUAAUGUAUGGAUGCUCUGUGAAUUGUUAAUCCCCGCGCUGCACAGCGCUGUGCCUCCAGCCAGCUUUACACCUCCGGAGCUGCUCUUUGGCACUUCUGCACCUUGGAUGACUUUCCCUCAUCUGUGUGAUUGUUUUUACUCAAGACAUUUGAAUAUUCCUUUUGUUCCAGUCAUCUUUAUUUAGAUUUAAGCCCGAUAAGCACAAGCUGCAAACGUAGACAAGUCCAAAUGACUGUGAAUCUAUUAAAUGUGUCGUUUCUCCUGGUAUUUGCUGCACACGUUUUCUUUUGUACUCAUCAUUUGUGUGUGUUUUUUUGUUCAUCCUCCACAUUUUCACCCGUUAGAGUGGCACAGACAUUCAGAGACGUUAGUAUGUGUAGGAUCUGUGAGGUUGGUGUCCUGCUGUUCCUCUGUGUUUGAUUCCUUUCUGAAUAACAGACUCCUCAAACUCUGCCAGAGUCCUGUUGUUGUCGAGGAGACGCUGCUUUCAGCUCGACUCACUGAGGUGACAACAGAGCUGUGCUGCCACCUAGAGGGCGUCGACACGACACAACACGCUUCGGGCUAAACAGCUUCCAGUUCAGCACAAACCCUCCGGCUCAGCGAGAGAAAAUCAAAGCCACAACAAUCGUACUCCCAGCAUCGCCAUGUAUGAGAUACUGACUGAAAAUGUAACUCGAGUCAAUAAAUGUAACUGCAACGCUGCAAAAAUACAGAAUGAGAGGGGAUCUGCUUGCACUUCAACUCCAAAUGGGCUCGUAUGUAUUCGUCCAUGUUUUCUGGGAUAAAGCACAUAAAAUUGUGUCUCUUUGUUUGGUCUAAGACAACAAAGGUUUGGAAGUCUGUUUGAGGACUGUUAGCCAUGCUGAAGAUAAUA
Myripristis murdjan (pinecone soldierfish) is the source of this 2396-nucleotide messenger RNA. Its product is annotated as leucine-rich repeat and transmembrane domain-containing protein 2-like. The transcript has 4 exons. Gene Ontology annotation, molecular function: protein binding. Bases 134 to 1348 code for a protein of 404 amino acids. Gene Ontology annotation, cellular component: plasma membrane. NCBI's taxonomy places the organism in Eukaryota, Metazoa, Chordata, Actinopteri, Holocentriformes, Holocentridae. The record is from RefSeq and is a predicted model, not a curated record.